This is a messenger RNA of Aspergillus costaricaensis CBS 115574, 1458 nucleotides long. RefSeq names its product flavin-containing monooxygenase. The transcript has a single exon. Gene Ontology annotation, molecular function: N,N-dimethylaniline monooxygenase activity; flavin adenine dinucleotide binding; NADP binding. The coding region runs from base 1 to 1458 and encodes 485 amino acids. Lineage: Eukaryota; Fungi; Ascomycota; Eurotiomycetes; Eurotiales; Aspergillaceae. The record is from RefSeq and is a predicted model, not a curated record.
AUGGAGACUGACUUGGAUGUUGUUAUUGUCGGUGCCGGCAUCUCCGGCAUCAAUGCGGCAUAUCGCAUUCAAUCUCAAUUCCCCAACUAUCGUUACACUAUUCUGGAGGCCCGCGAUGCUCUUGGCGGCACCUGGGAUUUCUUCAAAUAUCCCGGCAUCCGCUCCGACUCCGAUCUCUUCUCCUUCGGCUUCUCGUGGUUUCCCUGGGAUGGUAAUAGUCCCAUCGCCGAGGCCUCCUCCAUCCGCUCAUAUAUGCACCGUGCCACUCACAAAUAUGGCAUCGACAAGAAAAUUCGCUACCAGCACCGGCUACUCGGCGCCGACUGGUCCUCCUCCGACCAGCUCUGGUCCCUGACCGUCGACCAUGACGGGCAAUCACGCGCCCUGACUGCACGGUUCGUCAUUUUCGGCACCGGCUACUACGACUACAGACAACCUCUCGAAGCCGAUAUCCCGAACCUCUCCCGCUUCUCGGGGGAAGUCAUCCAUCCUCAAUUCUGGCCCGAAGACCUUGACUACAGCAACAAGAAGAUCGUAGUCGUCGGCUCCGGUGCCACAGCUAUCACUCUGAUUCCCAAGCUGGCCGAGAAGGCCGCGCAAGUAACCAUGCUGCAGCGCAGCCCAACCUAUAUCCUCUCCCUGCCCAACCGCAACCGCUCGUGGUACAGCUACAUCUUACCCGCCACCAUCUCGCGCCGCAUCCAGCGCAUCACCUGGUUUAUCAGCGGCCACCUCUUCUUCCUCUUCUGCCGAACCUUCCCUACAGUUGCGCGCUUCCUUCUCCGUCUCUCCGUCUCCAGCCAACUCCCCGCCCAUGUCUCCCACUCCCCGCAUUUCAAACCCCGCUACAACCCCUGGGAUCAGCGUCUCUGCAUCUGUCCGGACGGCGACUUCUUCCGCGCCCUGCACACCGGCCACGCCGAUGUGAAAACCGACACCAUCUCCACCGUCACUGAAUCCGGUGUCGAGCUCUCCUCCGGCGACUCCCUCGACGCGGACAUCAUUGUCACAGCCACAGGGCUGAGACUGCUUAUUGCCGGUGGCGCCUCCGUCACGGUCGAUGGUGAACCCAUCCACAUCCCCAGCAAGUUCCUCUGGCAUGGCAUGAUGAUGCAGGAUCUGCCCAAUGCAGCGUUCGUGAUCGGGUACACCAAUGCGUCGUGGACGUUGGGCGCCGACGCUACGGCGUUGUUUAUCUGUCGGCUGUUGAAGCACUUGGAGGCGACUGGUGUGAAGGCGGCUGUUCCACGGUUGCAGCCGGGAGAGGCGGGAAGCUUGAAGGAGCGGCCGCUGUUGAAUUUGAAUUCGACGUAUAUCACCCGCGCGUCGGGGGCGUUGCCCAAGGCGGCAGAUAGGGGGCCGUGGGUGUCAAGGGGAAACUACUUGAAGGACGUGUGGUUUGCGGAACAUGGGGAUUUGGAUGGCUUGGUGUUUGAGGGGGGAAAGAAGCAGUUGUGA